GGGGAGUUACAUCAAUGAAUCCAUUUUUGGAAAAGUUCUUUCCAACAGUGUAUCGAGAACAAAAUGCAGUUACAUCGACUAAUCAAUACUGUAAGUUCAACAGUCAGAUAUUGACGAUAUUUACGUCGUCUUUAUAUCUGGCUGCACUACUAUCAUCGUUGAUGGCGUCCACGGUGACACGAAAAUUUGGCCGAAAACUUUCAAUGUUAUUUGGUGGAAUUUUUUUCUGUGCCGGAGCUAUGAUAAAUGGAUUUGCUCAGGCUGUGUGGAUGCUCAUUGUGGGUCGGAUGCUACUUGGUUUUGGAAUCGGGUUUGCUAAUCAGGCGGUACCAUUAUACCUUUCUGAAAUGGCACCAUACAAGUAUAGAGGGUCACUCAACAUUGGGUUUCAGUUAUCAAUCACAAUUGGUAUCGUAGUUGCAAAUAUUUUAAAUUACUUCUUUGACAUGAUCAAAGGAGGGUGGGGUUGGAGGCUAAGCCUCGGGGGUGCGGUGGUCCCAGCGUUGAUCAUAACGUUUGGGUCCCUUGUCCUUCCUGAGACCCCCAACUCCAUGAUUGAAAGAGGAAAUAAAGAAGAGGCGAGAACAAAACUUAAAAGAAUUAGAGGUGUUGAAAAUGUAGACGAAGAGUUUUAUGAUUUGGUCAUGGCUAGUGAAGCAUCACAAAAGGUUGAACAUCCUUGGAGAAAUUUGUUACAAAAGAAAUAUAGGCCACAACUAACAAUGGCUAUAAUGAUUCCAUUUUUCCAACAAUUGACUGGGAUUAAUGUGAUUAUGUUUUAUGCACCUGUUUUGUUUAAAACAAUUGGGUUUGGAGGAAAGGCUUCACUUAUGUCUGCUGUUAUUACGGGUACAGUAAAUGUUAUCGCAACAUGUGUUUCAAUCUAUGGUGUUGACAACUGGGGAAGAAGGUUUCUUUUUCUUGAAGGUGGCACUCAAAUGCUCAUUUGCCAGAUUGCGGUUGCAGUUCUCAUAGGGAUUAAGUUUGGAGUAGAUGGUAAUCCGGGGGAAUUGCCAAAAUGGUAUGCCUUUCUGGUGGUGCUUUUCAUAUGCAUAUAUGUAUCAGGAUUUGCGUGGUCAUGGGGUCCAUUGGGUUGGCUUGUACCAAGUGAAAUCUUCCCACUAGAGAUCCGAUCAGCGGCUCAAAGUAUUGCUGUCUCCGUGAAUAUGAUCUUUACGUUUAUUGUUGCCCAAGUAUUCUUGACAUUGCUCUGCCAUUUGAAAUUCGGGCUUUUUCUCUUUUUCGGGUUUUGGGUGAUUGUUAUGACCACAUUUAUAUAUCUGUUUUUGCCUGAAACAAAGAAUAUUCCGAUUGAAGAGAUGGUGAUCGUGUGGAAGAAGCAUUGGUUCUGGUCAAGGUUCAUGGUUGAUGUCGAGUACCCUAUAUAA
Messenger RNA from Erigeron canadensis, 1388 nucleotides. Its product is annotated as sugar carrier protein C-like. NCBI's taxonomy places the organism in Eukaryota, Viridiplantae, Streptophyta, Magnoliopsida, Asterales, Asteraceae. Bases 15 to 1388 code for a protein of 457 amino acids. The record is from RefSeq and is a predicted model, not a curated record. Gene Ontology annotation, cellular component: membrane. Gene Ontology annotation, biological process: monosaccharide transmembrane transport. Gene Ontology annotation, molecular function: monosaccharide transmembrane transporter activity. The transcript has 3 exons.